This is a messenger RNA of Prorocentrum cordatum, 1449 nucleotides long. The record is from the annotation of a GenBank genome assembly. Lineage: Eukaryota; Dinophyceae; Prorocentrales; Prorocentraceae.
CGCGUUCAUGUUCCUGACCAUCCGACCCGCCGCCACUGGGGGAGCUUCGUCGGACCGCAGGCACGCGGGCCUUCCUGCAGGAGGGUGAGGCUUACAGAUCCCCCAGUUGUGGCUGGUCGGCAUCGCCCCCCUUAACCAGGAGGACCUCCGGGAACCGGAACACGAGGUGCACAUCGAUGUUCGGACGUUUGCGGGCGCAUGCUCUGCCGGCGCCCGGAGCCUCUCUCCGCAGACACGCCGACGGCGAUGCGGGCCACGGCGAAUGCAGGUGUCGGUAUGUGUAGGUGCGGGUGGGUCGUGGCCAGCCCAUUUGUAGGAAAUGCGUACUCGUGUUCUCCUGCAAUUUGUUCUGCGCGAGUUCGGCGUCGCAAAUACCAGUUUCCCAGCAUUGUCCGCCGCCAUCGCUGUUAGCGUGGUCUUGGGUUCUCCGCACCCUCUUGGCAGCGCUGGGAGGGGGGUGCGCGGAUCCAGUGUCCGGCGCCAGCGGAGAAACCGUUCGCGGGCGUCCGAGCGUUUAUGUUUACGUCGAUUUCUGGAUCUCGAACUUCUGGAUGGAUUGGUUCGGGCGUGCCCCCUCGGACCAGUAUGACAUUGUUGUGCACAACGACCAGGGCGGUGACAUCGGAAGGCUGAGGCAGCUAUCUCGGCUGGUGGACCCGCCAACGAAGACUGGUUGGGCCACCAGCGGUCUGGUGCGUGCAACACUGCUGCUGCUGCGGGAGGCUCUUACAAAACCGUCCAACACCCACUUCGUGCUACUCUCGAACUCGGACAUACCGCUUCUUUCUUUCAAGGACUUCUAUGCUGAUGUAACCUGCAGGCCCCUGUCGCGAUUCAGCAGGUUUGGCCUCAACUGGGACGAAAGCCUUGGGAGAGACAUAUGGCAGCCCCCAAAAGGGCCGGAAUGGCAAGGCUGCACUAAGCGUGGAUGCCAUGCGAAGGCUGACCAGUGGGCGAUGUGGACGCGCGCGGAUGCAGUUUUUUUCGCCGAGAAGAAUUUCCUGAAGUUCUUGAAGCCAUGUGUUUUGUUCGUAGACGAGCCGUACUUUAUCCAGCUGAUGCAUCAGCACGACAGGGAGUACGAGAACAGGUGCGUCACGUACACCUCCUGGAAGUUUGGGACCGACUCGCCGGUCAUCUUCGAUGAGGUCGAUCCCGCCACCUCCUCGGAGGCCAGGCGGGGCGGGUGCUGGUUCCUUCGCAAGGUGUCCCGGACCGCCACCCUGACCGCAGACUUCCGGCGCUCCAUCGGCCUGCCCGUGGAGGGCAGGCCGCCUCCCUGAGGAGGCGAGGCGCCGCCCCAGCACCGCGGGCGCCCCGGGGCACAGCACGGGCCCCCAGAAGCCACCGCAGGAGCCACCCCACUCUCCCUCUCUCCUCUCUCCUCUCCUCUCUUCUCCCUGCUUCCUUCCUCCUGCUCUUUCCUCUCUUCUCCCUCCCUCCUCCUCA